UUGCGUCGCGCACACGGGGGCCGGGCGGAGCCGCGUUGGCCGCAGAGAGCACAGGCCGCAAGUCCCGCGCGCCGCUCGCGCAGCUGCCCACUAUAUAUAGCUGCAGCAUGGCUCUACAGUGCAAGUGAUGUGGACAGGAACCUUGCGUCGCGCACACGGGGGCCGGGCGGGGCCGCGUUGCCCGCAGCGAGCGCAGCAGUGAGUCCCGCGCGCCGCUCGCGCAGCUGCCCGCUAUAUAUAGCUGCAGCAUGGCUCUACAGUGCAAGUGAAGUGGACAGGAACCUUACGUCGCGCACACGGGGGCCGGGCGGAGCCACGUUGUCCACAGCGAGCGGGGCCGCGAGUCCCGCGCGCCGCUCGCGCAGCUGCCCACUAUAUAUAGCUGCAGCAUUGCUCUACAGUGCAAGUGAAGUAGACAGGAACCUUACGUCGCGCACACGGGGGCCGGGCGGAGCCGCGUUGGCCACAGCGAGCGGGGCCGCAAGUCACGCGCGCCGCUCGCGCAGCUGCCCACAAUAUAUAGCCGCAGCAUGGCUCUACAGUGCAAGUGAAGUGGACAGGAACCUUGCGUCGCGCACACGGGGGCCGGGCGGAGCCGCGUUGGCCGCAGCGAGCGCGGCAGUGAGUCCCGCGCGCCGCUCGCGCAGCUGCGCACAAUAUAUACUGCAGCAUGGCUCUACAGUGCAAGUGAAGUGGACAGGAACCUUGCGUCGCGCACACGGGGGCCGAGCGGAGCCGCGUUGUCCGCAGCGAGCGCGGCCGCGAGUCCCGCGCGCCGCUCACGCAGCUGCCCACAAUAUAUAG
Molecule: messenger RNA, 804 nt
Organism: Parnassius apollo (apollo)
Lineage: Eukaryota; Metazoa; Arthropoda; Insecta; Lepidoptera; Papilionidae
Source: the annotation of a GenBank genome assembly